Sclerotinia sclerotiorum 1980 UF-70 is the source of this 474-nucleotide messenger RNA. RefSeq lists its product with no specific name. The coding region runs from base 1 to 474 and encodes 157 amino acids. The record is from RefSeq and is a predicted model, not a curated record. The transcript has a single exon. Lineage: Eukaryota; Fungi; Ascomycota; Leotiomycetes; Helotiales; Sclerotiniaceae.
AUGAGGAGAUCAGCUACCAGACUGGAUGAACGCAGAGCUGAGCGCACAGCCACGAGCGAAAGAAUUACUUCGGGACGUAAUAGGGAUAGAGACGAUCAUUACAGGGAAAAAGACGAUCACUACAGGGAAAAGAGUCGAAGAGAUGAUAAGGAAAAAUCCACCUCCAGCUCCAGCUCCAGCUCCAGCUCCAGCGCUAGACGUAGUGGCAGCAGCAGAACAGACGUAAAUCCCAUCCCAAAACCCAAACACGACGCUAAACUGGAAUGGGUCGAAAAGCAAGCACGUCGCCGUGCCAAAGAGGAGAAUGAUUCGAUAGAUAACUGCGUGGAUAGAAUUCUUAGGGAACAGGAGAGGAAUGAGGCAAAAAAUAGACCUUUGUGGGAUUGGUCGACACAGAGGAUAAAAGAUUGGUGCAAGAAGGAAUCCGGGGGUGAUGCUGAUCGUGAGCGAAGGCUUUGGGACAGGUAUAAGUGA